Messenger RNA from Nomascus leucogenys (northern white-cheeked gibbon), 3200 nucleotides. It is a transcript of the gene RRM1, whose product is annotated as ribonucleotide reductase catalytic subunit M1. Gene Ontology annotation, cellular component: ribonucleoside-diphosphate reductase complex. The record is from RefSeq and is a predicted model, not a curated record. Gene Ontology annotation, molecular function: ATP binding; ribonucleoside-diphosphate reductase activity, thioredoxin disulfide as acceptor. Gene Ontology annotation, biological process: deoxyribonucleotide biosynthetic process; DNA replication. Lineage: Eukaryota; Metazoa; Chordata; Mammalia; Primates; Hylobatidae.
CUUCUGGGUCUUGCCCAGACUCAACAUGGCGGCUACAAGGCGCCUGUCUUAGUCUGUGAAGCCUACCCUGGCCGUGGGCCGUAGCGUCGAGUAACGUCACUCGAACCCCGUCGCGCCCCUUUGUGCGUCACGGGUGGCGGGCGCGGGAAGGGGAUUUGGAUUGUUGCGCCUCUGCUCUGAAGAAAGUGCUGUCUGGCUCCAACUCCAGUUCUUGCCCCUGAGCAGCGCCUGGAACCUAACCCUUCCCCCUCUGUCACCUUCUCGAUCCCGCCGGCGCUUUAGAGCCGCAGUCCAGUCUUGGAUCCUUCAGAGCCUCAGCCACUAGCUGCGAUGCAUGUGAUCAAGCGAGAUGGCCGCCAAGAGCGAGUCAUGUUUGACAAAAUUACAUCUCGAAUCCAGAAGCUUUGUUAUGGACUCAAUAUGGAUUUUGUUGAUCCUGCUCAGAUCACCAUGAAAGUAAUCCAAGGCUUGUACAGUGGGGUCACCACAGUGGAACUAGAUACUUUGGCUGCUGAAACAGCUGCAACCUUGACUACUAAGCACCCUGACUAUGCUAUCUUGGCAGCCAGGAUCGCUGUCUCUAACUUGCACAAAGAAACAAAGAAAGUGUUCAGUGAUGUGAUGGAAGACCUCUAUAACUACAUAAAUCCACAUAAUGGCAAACACUCUCCCAUGGUGGCCAAGUCAACAUUGGAUAUUGUUCUGGCCAAUAAAGAUCGCCUGAAUUCUGCUAUUAUCUAUGACCGAGAUUUCUCUUACAAUUACUUUGGCUUUAAGACGCUAGAGCGGUCUUAUUUGUUGAAGAUCAAUGGAAAAGUGGCUGAAAGACCACAACAUAUGUUGAUGAGAGUAUCUGUUGGGAUCCACAAAGAAGACAUUGAUGCAGCAAUCGAAACAUAUAAUCUUCUUUCUGAGAGGUGGUUUACUCAUGCUUCUCCCACUCUCUUCAAUGCUGGUACCAACCGCCCACAACUUUCUAGCUGUUUUCUUCUGAGUAUGAAAGAUGACAGCAUUGAAGGCAUUUAUGACACUCUAAAGCAAUGUGCAUUGAUUUCUAAGUCUGCUGGAGGAAUUGGUGUUGCUGUGAGUUGUAUUCGGGCUACUGGCAGCUACAUUGCUGGGACUAAUGGCAAUUCCAAUGGCCUUGUACCGAUGCUGAGAGUAUAUAACAACACAGCUCGAUAUGUGGAUCAAGGUGGGAACAAGCGUCCUGGGGCAUUUGCUAUUUACCUGGAGCCUUGGCAUUUAGACAUCUUUGAAUUCCUUGAUUUAAAGAAGAACACAGGAAAGGAAGAGCAGCGUGCCAGAGAUCUUUUCUUUGCUCUUUGGAUUCCAGAUCUCUUCAUGAAACGAGUGGAGACUAAUCAGGACUGGUCUUUGAUGUGUCCAAAUGAGUGUCCUGGUCUGGAUGAGGUUUGGGGAGAGGAAUUUGAGAAACUAUAUGCAAGUUAUGAGAAACAAGGUCGUGUCCGCAAAGUUGUAAAAGCUCAGCAGCUUUGGUAUGCCAUCAUUGAGUCUCAGACAGAAACAGGCACCCCGUAUAUGCUCUACAAAGAUUCCUGUAAUCGGAAGAGCAACCAGCAGAACCUGGGAACCAUCAAAUGCAGCAACCUGUGCACAGAAAUAGUGGAGUACACCAGCAAAGAUGAGGUUGCUGUUUGUAAUUUGGCUUCCCUGGCCCUGAAUAUGUAUGUCACAUCAGAACACACAUACGACUUUAAGAAGUUGGCUGAAGUCACUAAAGUUGUUGUCCGAAACUUGAAUAAAAUUAUUGAUAUAAACUACUAUCCUGUACCAGAGGCAUGCCUAUCAAAUAAACGCCAUCGCCCCAUUGGAAUUGGGGUACAAGGUCUGGCAGAUGCUUUUAUCCUGAUGAGAUACCCUUUUGAGAGUGCAGAAGCCCAGUUACUGAAUAAGCAGAUCUUUGAAACUAUUUAUUAUGGCGCUCUGGAAGCCAGCUGUGACCUUGCCAAGGAGCAGGGCCCAUACGAAACCUAUGAGGGCUCUCCAGUUAGCAAAGGAAUUCUUCAGUAUGAUAUGUGGAAUGUUACUCCUACAGACCUAUGGGACUGGAAGCUUCUCAAGGAGAAGAUUGCAAAGUAUGGUAUAAGAAACAGUUUACUUAUUGCCCCAAUGCCUACAGCUUCCACUGCUCAGAUCCUGGGGAAUAAUGAGUCCAUUGAACCUUACACCAGCAACAUCUAUACUCGCAGAGUCUUGUCAGGAGAAUUUCAGAUUGUAAAUCCUCACUUAUUGAAAGAUCUUACUGAGCGGGGCCUAUGGCAUGAAGAGAUGAAAAACCAGAUUAUUGCAUGCAAUGGCUCUAUCCAGAGCAUACCAGAAAUUCCUGAUGACCUGAAGCAACUUUAUAAAACUGUGUGGGAAAUCUCUCAGAAAACUGUUCUCAGGAUGGCAGCUGAGAGAGGUGCUUUCAUUGAUCAAAGCCAAUCUUUGAACAUCCACAUUGCUGAGCCUAACUAUGGCAAACUCACUAGUAUGCACUUCUAUGGCUGGAAGCAGGGUUUGAAGACUGGGAUGUAUUAUUUAAGGACAAGACCAGCGGCUAAUCCAAUCCAGUUCACUCUAAAUAAGGAGAAGCUAAAAGAUAAGGAAAAGGUAUCAAAAGAGGAAGAAGAGAAGGAGAGGAACACAGCAGCCAUGGUGUGCUCUUUGGAGAAUAGAGAUGAAUGUCUGAUGUGUGGAUCCUGAGGAAAGACUUGGAAGAGACCAGCAUGUCUUCAGUAGCCAAACUACUUCUUGAGCAUAGAUAGGUAUAGUGGGUUUGCUUGAGGUGGUAAGGCUUUGCUGGACCCUGUUGCAGGCAAAAAGGAAUAAUUGAUUUAAAGUACUGUUACGAUGAUAAUGAUUUUUUUUUAAACUCAUAUAUUGGGAUUUUCACCAAAAUAAUGCUUUUGAAAAAAAGAAAAAAAAAUGGAUAUAUUGAGAAUCAAAAUAGAAGUUUUAGGAAUGCAAAAUAAGUCAUCUUGCAUACAGGGAGUGAUUAAGUAAGGUUUCAUCAGCCCUUUAGCACUGCUUUUCUGAAGACUUCAGUUUUGUUAAGGAGAUUUAGUUUUACUGCUUUGACUGAUGGGUCUCUAGAAGCAAAACUGAGUGAUAACUCAUGAGAAGUACUGAUAGGACCUUUAUCUGGAUAUGGUCCUAUAGGUUAUUCUGAAAUAAAGAUAAACAUUUCUAAGUGA